CAUCAGGCGGAACGUAUCUGUGAAUUUUAUGUUGUGGGGGGGUUGUGCUUUUUCUCAUUCGAAGACGUAGUUCCGGUUAUUCUGGUCCGGUCCUGAAAUCUUUCCUCCCGCACAAAGAGGCUAAUGGCAACAAUGAUCGAGGAAAAUGGCCCGUCGACUCGUGAACAGUCUGCAAUCUCAUCAUUGCAAGUGAGACAUAAAUUGGAGGGACUUCUAAACAAGAACAUGAGAAUCCGCAUGACAGAUGGAAGGACCUUGGUGGGACUUUUCCUUUGUACAGACCGGGACUGCAACGUCAUCCUCGGCUCUGCUCAGGAAUUCCUCAAAUCUACAGAUACCUUCUCUCAGGGUGAACCCCGAGUGCUGGGCUUAGCAAUGAUCCCUGGUCAUCAUGUGGUGUCGAUCGAGGUGGAGGCAGACAGUUUAGAGGACACGCAAGGUUUUGGUGUGAACCAUUGAUGACGGUUAAAUAUCUAACCGUCUCAAAGAGACUUGACUGAGGAUCAACUAUAUUUCUAUUGACGUUAAACCCAAACCUUUGCAUCAUUUCUGUGUUUGUGUACAUACAAGAUGUUUUUGGAAAUCCUCCCAUAUUUUGCAGAUGACGUGAAAUAAAAAUUUGAACUAUAAUGUGAUAAA
Molecule: messenger RNA, 639 nt
Organism: Synchiropus splendidus (mandarinfish)
Lineage: Eukaryota; Metazoa; Chordata; Actinopteri; Syngnathiformes; Callionymidae
Gene: naa38
Product: N-alpha-acetyltransferase 38, NatC auxiliary subunit
Exons: 3
Coding region: 124-459 (111 amino acids)
Cellular component (GO): NatC complex
Molecular function (GO): RNA binding
Source: RefSeq, a predicted model, not a curated record